AUGGGCAAGCGUAGCUCUAGUUUCGUCGUGAGCGACAACUCCAGCGGUGAUGAGCGGCCCGCUAAGUCAUCCAAGAAGGCCAAGAAGGAGGUCAAGAAAGGAUCCAGCUCCAAAAAUGGGACAAACGUCGACAGCGAGGGUAAUGCCUUCUGGGAUCUCUCGGGCAAGAGGCGCAUCGUCGUCCAGGAGUUCAAGGGAAACUGGUACGUAAAUCUGAGGGAAUACUACGAGGACAAGUCCGGUGAGAUGAAGCCUGGUAAAAAGGGCAUCAUGCUCUCAGUUGAUCAAUAUCAGACUCUCGUCGGCAACUUCCCCGCAAUUACCAAGGAAUUGCGCAAGCAUGGCGUCAAGAUCGCAGGCGGCGAUGCUGCCGAGGAUGAUGCUGAGGAGGAAGACGAAGAUGAGAAGCCCGCCAGGUCGAGCAAGAAGGAGUCAAAGGCCAAGAAAGCCAACAUCGAGGCCACCAGCGACGAGGCAGAAAACUCGGACUAG
Molecule: messenger RNA, 492 nt
Organism: Diaporthe citri
Lineage: Eukaryota; Fungi; Ascomycota; Sordariomycetes; Diaporthales; Diaporthaceae
Exons: 3
Coding region: 1-492 (163 amino acids)
Biological process (GO): positive regulation of transcription initiation by RNA polymerase II
Molecular function (GO): transcription coactivator activity; DNA binding
Source: RefSeq, a predicted model, not a curated record